Molecule: messenger RNA, 672 nt
Organism: Magnolia sinica
Lineage: Eukaryota; Viridiplantae; Streptophyta; Magnoliopsida; Magnoliales; Magnoliaceae
Exons: 1
Coding region: 1-672 (223 amino acids)
Molecular function (GO): zinc ion binding; nucleic acid binding
Source: RefSeq, a predicted model, not a curated record
AUGUGGAAGAAACAAAUUGAUAAGAUAUUAACGGCUAUGAAGUGUGAUGAAUACCAGAAAGUAGAAUUGGCUAUUUACAUGCUAGAAGGGGAGGCGGAUCAUUGGUGGGACUCGAUCGUUAGGAUGAACCUGAGAGUUGAAGCCUGGACCUGGGCCCAAUUUUGUAAGAAGUUUGACAAUAAAUACUUUCCUUUGUAUGUGAAAAAUCAAAAGGCAAGAGAAUUCAUGAAAUUGGAGCAGGGUGAUUUGACAGUGCACCAGUAUGAUGCUAAGUUCACGGAGCUAUCGCGAUUUAUAACUUUUUUGGUGUCCGAUGAAACCUGUAAGGCACAAAAAUUUGAGGAAGGUCUGAGAGCCUCUAUUCGUAGCCGAUUAACUCCUUUCUUACAGAAGACCUAUGCUGAAGUGUUGAAGUGUGUCUUAUCAGUGGAGAAAGACAUCAACGAAUAUUGGAAGAAUCGUGAUCAGAGGAAGGACGUAAAGAGUGGUGCUAGAACUGCUACAUAUAUAUCUCCAGCCCAGCAAGAUGUAGCUAAGAGAGGGAGAAUAACAUCGACAUCGAUGGCCAGACCGACGACAGCACUUCCUGCACCACGAUUUUUGGGAUUUUGCUAUAAUUGUGGACUCGAGGGUCACACUUCUCGUUUUUGUUCCAGACCACAGUGCACUUAA